Amoebophrya sp. A25 is the source of this 2230-nucleotide messenger RNA. Lineage: Eukaryota; Dinophyceae; Syndiniales; Amoebophryaceae. The record is from the annotation of a GenBank genome assembly.
UCAUCAAGACAGUGAUUUUUGUGGGUUGUUCUGUCUUAUGGUCUCAAAAUAUGCUGGUAGCAGUGUACGGAUCGAUUACCAGUACGCUUAUGAAAGUAAUAAUUUUCAUUCUUAAUCUUAUUAUGCAUAUGUUGGCUAUGGCAUCUCUGUACAGCGAUCCACAUUCAUUUUUGAGCAUCCAUAGUCUGUAGCUGUAGUCUUUCAACAUUGUUCCUGAUUGCAGAAAACAGGUUCGAGUUUGCAGUAUUCUCUACUUUCUAACUAGAAGGUACACGAAGGCUAAAAAGACCUCUUUACUACUAGCAAAAAGUAGAGCACAGAGGUACCAUGACAUGACAUGACUAAUCUGUAUAAUUCUCUCAACAUGACAUGACAUGACUAAUAUGACGUCUCUUCAGUAUAAUUCUCUCAACUCCUAAUCAAACCAAAAUCAACCACUUAGAUCUGCCCGCCGUAACAAUCAUCAUCCCCCCAAAGUAACAAAUCAACCACUUAGAUCUGCCCACCGUAACAAUCAUCAUCCCCCUCAAAGUAACCACUUAGAUAUGCCCACCGUAACAAUCAUCAUCCCCCCAAACAUUGACAUUCAUCCCAAAAGGAUACGAAAUCAGGUGUCUGUGCGUCACCAAAAAGGCCUGCUGACCUUUUAAAAGAAGUCUACACCUGUGGUUUCCAGUUUGACGUGUUUCAGGGCUCACGGACGAUAUGGAUUCAUAAGGAUAUUUUUAUGGCAAUGGGUAAGUACGUUGUAAGAAAAACGUAGAUGAAAAAGAAGAAAGUCAAGCAAGUGCAAAGUCCACUCUGCAUGAUUAUGGUAUCUUCAUCACUGUCCUCAAAUACUAGGUAGUACCGUUGAAGGUCUGACAAAGCACCGCUCGUCAUCCCAUCUAAUCCCUGUAGACAUCAUGGCGACGAAACCAGGGUAGCCGCAAUGCAGAAUGUGACGCCAGUGCGAGUGGGCGACCGAAUUGAAAUAGCAGUAAACCUGUACAACGCUUUUGGGAAAACAGCAGUCAGCUCAGUUCAGUGGUUGCCACCGAGAUUCGCUGUAGCACCUUCGAUGCGGUAUUGUAGCUGUUGUUGACUCUAUGUAUGAGGCACGCUUUGAUCAUGAAGACAAUCACUAUAAUGUCUGAACAAGCUUAGCUAAGCAAAACAGAACUACUCCCCUUAUUUUAUUGGUACUUUGAGGCAAAAUCCCCACAACCCUUUUUAUUCAUCAUCAUAAAAAAUCAAAAAAAAUAUAGAAAAAUCAACCACCACAAACCACAGAAAAUGUCCAGUUGAGGAGGAGCUCCACGAUUGGUACGAUUUAGACGGGUUUAUGCUUCACAGCACAGAACGCUUACAGAUUCCGAAUUUUUUCACACCCCAACUCGAGCAUCUCAGUACGCAGUAUGCUGGGUAUAAUAUUUUAAUACAAGAAAUUAAUAUGUUUUAACUUGUGAAAAUAUAAGUACGCACGCAGAAGUAUUCUGGAUCAUAGUACUAUGAUGGGACGCGCUCCGGUUCAGGUUCUUUACCUCUAGGUGUAGCCUUCACUUAUUUCAAGCGCUGCUCUCUCCGCUUCAAAGCUUAUACUUGUGAUACGGAUAGCUUGAUGGGGUCAAAUAAAUGUGUGCGUUUUGAGCAUUCUAACUCUGUUUUUUGUAGAUCUUCCGAGUUCAGUCUGUCUACCAAGAAUGAUGAUCCUUUCUACCAGCCUUGACAUUGCGGUUUCCAAGAGUUGGCUUCGUGCUAGCUCUCUCGGUGUAGUCCCCCAAGCGGACCGGAUAUUAGGGUCUCGAUUUGAGGUUUUGCCGAAAACAGCACCGAUUAUUCUACCUUUGAAGUUAUGCCGGCUUUCGACAAUUACAACAUGUUGGCUGCUCCUGUAGUAGUACAAUGUCUGAGUCCCUCUUGAUGAUACGCUGCAACGGGGCUCCACGACUUGGCGUUGGCCUUUCUUUGUACAUUUUUUGGUUCUAGAUGAAUGCGUGCGAAUAUCACUCAAUCGGUUCAUUGCCUCUCCUUACCUAGAGUAAGAUCGUUGAGAGGCAGAUUGCCGAAUAGAUUCAGAUCAUCAAGAUCUUCGUUGAGAGGACUUCAUCGAAGUGAAUGAAUACACAAGCUAAUUGUUCUAAUCAAUCGCAUUGGCCUGCAGCACGAUCGCUUUACGAAAAUUCAGCUGCGCCAAGACGAUAAAGUGCUUCUCUACAUAUCACAAGGUGGAAAGCACGAUAAUCGCUAG